Messenger RNA from Drosophila subpulchrella, 1351 nucleotides. RefSeq names its product proteasomal ubiquitin receptor ADRM1 homolog (gene Rpn13R). Gene Ontology annotation, cellular component: proteasome regulatory particle, lid subcomplex; cytoplasm; nucleus. Gene Ontology annotation, biological process: ubiquitin-dependent protein catabolic process. The record is from RefSeq and is a predicted model, not a curated record. The coding region runs from base 75 to 1040 and encodes 321 amino acids. The transcript has a single exon. Gene Ontology annotation, molecular function: endopeptidase activator activity; ubiquitin binding; proteasome binding. Lineage: Eukaryota; Metazoa; Arthropoda; Insecta; Diptera; Drosophilidae.
GUAGGCAGUCAAUAAUAUUUCAAGUCUAGACAUCAAAGCACCGGUUAUUUGCUUGAAAAUUCCCAGUACCAUAUAUGGCCGAUUCAGAGGCCCCCAAUUUGAUCGAAUACAAGGUCGGUCGCAUGAUCCUGCUGGGCAAGAUGAUCGAGCCUGAUGACCGCAAGGGCCUGCUCUUUGUGCGCCGAUCCGCCGGUGAUAAUCAGGUGCACAUCAACUGGAUGGACCGGAAAACCGGGGCCAUUGAGUUGGACAUUCUGGCCACGCCGGGCGACCUCGAGUUCCGCCGCAUUGAUCAAUGCAAAACGGGUCGAGUGUAUGCCCUCAAAUACACCCGAUCCACGCAGCGUUAUUUCUUUUGGAUGCAAGAGCCCCAGGCGGACAAAGAUGCAGAGUUUUGUCAACGGCUCAACGAACUCAUAGCCACUGGUGCUAGGAAAUGGGAUGAAAGUGCGGCGGCUGAAGGAGAUGUCGAUACGGAUGUGGAGCAAGAAAAUAGACAUCAGCGUGGUUUCGGUGGCAGUGAAAAUUUGCAGGUUCUCGACGAAAUGCGUCAAAUGCUGAAAAACAGUUUGGCCCCAAAGCCAGAAACUUGGCCCCAAACUAACAAGACAGACGAAGAAGAAGCAGUUGCACCCAUGGCAUUUCAAGAUCCCGAUGCAGAGAUAUUAGAUUUGGCAACAGUUUUACGUUUUUACGGUGCCGAAGCAGUGGAAAAUCUUCUUAUGUCCCCCAGGAGACGUGAAAAACUCUUGGCUCAACUACCCAGAGAUCCUGACGUAGAGGAAAUGAAUAAGCGGGGAAAUUCUUGUUAUUAUGAAAGCCAGAUAAUACUCGACCAUCUGCGUUCCCCACAAUUCUACGAAACCUUGUCCUACUUUUCUCUAGGCCUGCACUCUGGUGUUCCCAGAUCGGUACUGCAACCCGUGCUCAAUAACCAUGACCAUCGCGAAGCCUUGGAUGCUGCCCAAUCUGGGGAUAUUGAGCGUUUUCUACGUGUCCUGCAUCGGAACGAAAGAGAUUACAAUGGUCCAACCGAUUGAGCCGGAGUGUCUCAUAAAUAAGUCAAAAUACAGAAAAAUAAAUAUCAGUGUAUAUAAAGAAAAAAUUGAAGAAAAACCGUACAGAAUGCAAUAACUGGUUCGCUCCUUGGCCCAUCGCCUCGUCUCGAGUUACGAAGAUAAAUGAGAUGCCAUAAGUUAGACGACAACUUGCACAACUCCAGACAAAGACCAAGCGGAUAAAAGUGUGCUUGUGCUCAACAAAAAAAAAAUAAGAAAAAAAAAUGCCCAAGAAAAAGGCAUACUAAAAAUUGAUAUAAAAUACACCAAAUACAAAAAAACGCAAAAAGAAA